GAAAAAUGGAAGUAUUUGAAAAGUUAAAGGUGAAACAAAAACCAAAAUAAAAGAAAACAAAAGUACCAUAUUCACGUGAAAAUUCCGUUUUCAAAAUACAUCUUCCAUUAACGUAUGGAAAUCCUCAGUUGGUAAGUCCGUCCGGGCGAUUUCAAAGUAUUGAUCUCGCAAAAAAUUGUCAAACCACUUGCACUCCCACCUUCUCAAGCACUCGUGCGCUUCGUACAAAUAUGCGAAACGAGUGCUAAUUUAUUGAGCUUCGUUUUUUCUCUCUUUUACUCGACGCAUUCCUACUCCGUUAUGAUUUGCCGAGUGCUAAUUGUCCAGUUAAACAGCCGUCGGCGAGUUACAGUUAAACGAAUCUAUAUAGUUAAAAGCCCUACGAUUUGUUCUCUCGCGGGCAAAGAUGUCAGUCGUCGUAAGAACGACAUAGCGCAGGUUUAGGAUGAGCAAGUGGACGCUGCCGCUGGUGCUCGCGAGCUUCGAGCUUGUCUUUAUGGUGACGGCCUACUCCAAGGUUUCGGUGAAUAAUGGACAGGCCAGAUCUAGUGGCUCCGUUCAGGAUGUUGCGUUUACAGUUUCUCCCAACGUCUAUGUUGUUACACCGAGGACUAUCGAGCUGAGACCUGGCGAAGUUGUCGAUCAUCCUUCCACACCUGUCGGCUACUCGACGCUCGACGAAGAGCAAGUAGCCCAGCUAGACGCGAUGGAAAGUCGUCAACGAGCCCAGGAUCGUUUUGUGCCGCACUCGGGCAUAGACGCUCACACUCACGCGUUGAGGCAGCAGCAGUUGCAAAAGCCGUCGAGCUCGCCAACGAGUAACGACGUGGUGUACACGAAGCCCAUCGUCUCGAUGACUUUUGAUUAUCCGUCCGGGCCGACAAGUUACGAGGGUAAACCUGGAAAACCGGGGAAUGAUUUGCCUCUGUAUCCGCCGUUGAAGCCAUUAGAUUCUUAUCCAUCGAGUCCCAGCAACGACGAUGCACCUCCAUCGCCGAUUCACGCGUCCGACGCCUCAACAUUCAACUUCGACAAUCCACCGAAGUCGAUAGAAUACUUGAGCCACUACGAGUCGCCUUUCGUAGACGUGCCGUCAUACGCAGGCCCUUACCCACACGACGAUAUUAUCUACGAUGAUCAUGAUUAUCACCAUCAUCACCAGCACAAUCGUCCGAAACCUACGACCACCGAGGAACCGGAAAUGAUGGAUCAGCGGCUUAACAAUCGGCCUCAUUAUUCUUAUUACUACAUCGGCAAGAAACUGUGGUACGUGCCGCUUUACUUUAGCAUUUACUUCAUUAUUUACAUCGCUGCACUGGUGCUGAAAAGCAUUGCCCGCCACAAGAUUAACUUGCCUGCGAAUCUGGCUGCCGCUGCCGAAGGCGCCAACGCGCGCAGUCAAGAUGGUCUCGGAUGGAGGGAUUACGUUGUCGGUGUUCUCGAUGCCGUUGAAAAGUAUGGGAGUGUUUUCAAAGAUUGAGACGAUCGCGUGGUUUUAUAUUGCUCAUCGAUAAUGUAUAUAUUUGGCUACUGGGUCGUGUAAAUAGAAUGUUGCUGCGUUAUAUUUUCGAAGUAUAAGUAGUUAUGUGUCUAUGAUUUAGAUUUAAAUUUAGAAUAAACCGUAGGAUUUGAGAAUGUUAUGUAUUCGUAUUCGUUCACCUGUAUCUAAUGGCGAUUAAUAAAAUGAAGUUUCUUAUAGAUUCUACUUUU
Phymastichus coffea is the source of this 1710-nucleotide messenger RNA. RefSeq lists its product as uncharacterized. Bases 446 to 1480 code for a protein of 344 amino acids. Lineage: Eukaryota; Metazoa; Arthropoda; Insecta; Hymenoptera; Eulophidae. The record is from RefSeq and is a predicted model, not a curated record. The transcript has 3 exons.